Molecule: messenger RNA, 924 nt
Organism: Thamnophis elegans (Western terrestrial garter snake)
Lineage: Eukaryota; Metazoa; Chordata; Lepidosauria; Squamata; Natricidae
Product: 1-acyl-sn-glycerol-3-phosphate acyltransferase alpha-like
Exons: 8
Coding region: 1-924 (307 amino acids)
Biological process (GO): phosphatidic acid biosynthetic process
Cellular component (GO): membrane; endoplasmic reticulum
Molecular function (GO): 1-acylglycerol-3-phosphate O-acyltransferase activity
Source: RefSeq, a predicted model, not a curated record
AUGAAUUUGUGCAAUGAAGAUGAAUGUGCAAGGCAGUCCAUUGGAGUUACUCUGCUCCUGCAUUCGUCCACUCAAAAUAUCUACAACAUCACAUUGACUGUGCAGGGCUCUGAGAAUUUCAAUAUCAAGCAGUCAUAUGUGAUUGUCUGCAACCAUCAGACAAACUUUGAUCUUCUUGCAAUGGCAGAGAUCCUGCCAAAGCGCUGUGUACCACUUACUAAAAAAGAGCUGCUAUAUUGGGGGCCGUUGGGCUUCAGUGGUUGGCUAUGCAGCUUAGUUUUCAUUGAUCGUAAGAAGCAGCACCAAGCAAAGGACACCUUAGAACAACUUUCAGAGAGGAUGCAGCAUGAGAAGCUGAGGAUCUGGGUUUAUCCAGAAGGCACCAGGAACCGAGAGGACACCAUGCUUCCUUUCAAGCGGGGUGCCUUUCACUUGGCUAUAAAGGCUCAGGUUCCCAUUGUCCCCGUUGUGAUAUCUUCUUACAGAGAUUUUUACAGUUUGGAGGAUAAGAGAUUUGAUCCAGGUAAUUUAACCAUUCGGAUUUUGCCCAAGAUAGAAACGCAAGGACUUGAUUUACAGGAUAUUUCUGGAUUGGUUGAGAGAACUCGCAAUUUGAUGCAAGACACUUUUAAUGACAUUUCUGGGAAGAUUGUGCAGAAGAUGAGAGUAAUGAGUUCUCGUGAUCAUGGAAGAUUCAGAAAAAACAGUGGUCAUGAUGAAAAAUCUAUUUUGGAGAAGAUGCUUACAGUAAGAGGAAGAAUUCCAUGUCCAUUUAAAUCCAACAUCACUAAAUAUGGUCUGUUUGAUCAUAUACCUGCCAUUCAAGACGUGGGUUAUGGCCAAACAGUAGAAGUAGAGAAAUAUAACUAUAUUUUGAAUGAAUGCAGGAUGCAUUAUUCUCAGGUAUUUGAGGUUAAAGAGUGA